GAGCAGUGACAUGGCUGCUGACGACAAAUCCUCCUCCUCGUCCUCUACACUGGAUUGGAGUGUGGAGCCUCCUAUUUCCCCUGGCAGCCCAUCCCACCUGACACACUUCAAACCCCUGACUCCAGAGCAGGACGAGCCCCCGCUCCGAUCAGCCUACAGCUCCUUCGUCAACCUGUUCCGCUUUAAUAAAGGUAAUUACCAAGAUAACACACGUGAUGCGCAUGGUAAAAGCAGACAAGAUUUAAGCGAUUGCAGACAGUCACUCAAACUUAAAUUACACUCUUUGUAAUUGUUUUGAGAUGGUUGACAGUCAUUAGAAAUGUUUGUCAUCUAGUAAGCCUAUACAUUAAGAUAACGAGACAAGUCAAAAAAGCUGAAUAAUUGAGUCCGAGGGCAGCACAUUCUCUAUUAAUGUUGUUUUGUCACACUGUUAUUCCUUAUUCUGUGGAGUGCCCUAUAGCAGCCUAUACUAUGCAGUACUGUACAGUCUAGACUACUGUACUGUACCCUAGGAUGCAGGGAAAGGUACUGUAGCCUUGACCACCAGCCGGGGUUACAGUCAGAAUUAGUUUAAGAUUAACAGGAAGCGGAAUGGAACGGAAUGCAACUUGGAGCAGAUCCCAUGUCCCAUGAGGUCAUGUGAAGUGAAGCUGCCUGUUGGCUAGGUGCAAGGUUGGGGGCCGGCCAACCACAUGGUCUGUCAUGUGUCUCCCUCUCUCCAGGCCCCGCCCUUACUGGCAGGCCCCUCACCAAGGCAACAGGGCUCUGCUCAUAUACAGUGGGGAGAAUAAGUAUUUGAUACACUGCCGAUUUUGCAGGUUUUCCUACUUACAAAGCAUGUAGAGGUCUGUAAUUUUUAUCAUAGGUACACUUCAACUGUGAGAGACGGAAUCUAAAACAAAAAUCCAGAAAAUCACAUUGUAUGAUUUUUAAGUAAUUAAUUUGCAUUUUAUUGCAUGACAUAAGUAUUUGAUACAUCAGAACAACAUAACUUAAUAUUUGGUACAGAAACCUUUGUUUGCAAUUACAGAGAUCAUACGUUUCCUGUAGGUCUUGACCAGGUUUGCACACACUGCAGCAGGGAUUUUGACCCACUCCUCCAUACAGACCUUCUCCAGAUCCUUCAGGUUUCGGGGCUGUCGCUUGGCAAUACGGACUUUCAGCUCCCUCCAAAGAUUUUCUAUUGGGUUCAGGUCUGGAGACUGGCUAGGCCACUCCAGGACCUUGAGAUGCUUCUUACGGAGCCACUCCUUAGUUGCCCUGGCUGUGUGUUUCGGGUCGUUGUCAUGCUGGAAGACCCAGCAACGACCCAUCUUCAAUGCUCUUACUGAGGGAAGGAGGUUGUUGGCCAAGAUCUCGCGAUACAUGGCCCCAUCCAUCCUCCCCUCAAUACGGUGCAGUCGUCCUGUCCCCUUUGCAGAAAAGCAUCCCCAAAGAAUGAUGUUUCCACCUCCAUGCUUCACGGUUGGGAUGGUGUUCUUGGGGUUGUACUCAUCCUUCUUCUUCCUCCAAACACGGCGAGUGGAGUUUAGACCAAAAAGCUCUAUUUUUGUCUCAUCAGACCACAUGACCUUCUCCCAUUCCUCCUCUGGAUCAUCCAGAUGGUCAUUGGCAAACUUCAGACGGGCCUGAACAUGCGCUGGCUUGAGCAGGGGGACCUUGCGUGUGCUGCAGGAUUUUAAUCCACGACGGCGUAGUGUGUUACUAAUGGUUUUCUUUGAGACUGUGGUCCCAGCUCUCUUCAGGUCAUUGACCAGGUCCUGCCGUGUAGUUCUGGGCUGAUCCCUCACCUUCCUCAUGAUCGUUGAUGCCCCACGAGGUGAGAUCUUGCAUGGAGCCCCAGACCGAGGGUGAUUGACCGUCAUCUUGAACUUCUUCCAUUUUCAAAUAAUUGCGCCAACAGUUGUUGCCUUCUCACCAAGCUGCUUGCCUAUUGUCCUGUAGCCCAUCCCAGCCUUGUGCAGGUCUACAAUUUUAUCCCUGAUGUCCUUACACAGCUCUCUGGUCUUGGCCAUUGUGGAGAGGUUGGAGUCUGUUUGAUUGAGUGUGUGGACAGGUGUCUUUUAUACAGGUAACGAGUUCAAACAGGUGCAGUUAAUACAGGUAAUGAGUGGAGAACAGGAGGGCUUCAUAAAGAAAAACUAACAGGUCUGUGAGAGCCGGAAUUCUUACUGGUUGGUAGGUGAUCAAAUACUUAUGUCAUGCAAUAAAAUGCAAAUUAAUUACUUAAAAAUCAUACAAUGUGAUUUUCUGGAUUUUUGUUUUAGAUUCCGUCUCACAGUUGAAGUGUACCUAUGAUAAAAAUUACAGACCUCUACAUGCUUUGUAAGUAGGAAAACCUGCAAAAUCGGCAGUGUAUCAAAUACUUGUUCUCCCCACUGUACUGUAGCAUGGAGCAUUAACAUUCCAUUUCACAUUUUUUAAAUAACUUUUUGAUGGAAUUAUUAGAGGGAUGGUGAAUCACUUUACGCUGAUAAGAUUAGAUCUAGAGAGAGCAAGGGAAUAUUUAUGGACAACAACAAUUCAUACAGUACACAUUUAGACACAAUACAUUGUGUAUUGCAUAAAAAGCACAGACCCUCACCCGACACACCAGAGGCAUGCAAUAACGUCCUUCUGUUUUUGGUAUGGCAUUUAUAAAGGCUGUAGGAUAAACUGAGUCAACAAUUACCUUUUUUUACGUUAAAGAUGCAUUCCAGGUAUUUUUGAACUUUUCCUGUUGAAAAACUAUGUCCCACAUAUAAAUACAAUAAUGUACACACACUUAAAGCUGCAAUAUAUAACUUUUUGGGCGACCCAACCAAAUUCACAUAGAAAUCUGAGUUGUAGAUCUGUCAUUCUCAUUGAAAACAAGUCUAAUAAGCGGUAGAGCUCUUCUAUGUGCACUAUUUCUAUGCCUUCCGUUCUUACGUUUCAUUUUUGCGUCUUUUACUUUCGGUUUUGUACACCAGCUGAAAAUACAAUAUUUUUGGUUAUGGAAAAUAUAUUUCACAGCGGUUUAGAUGGUACAAUGGUUCUCUACAUUAUACUUGCUUGAAAUUAGGUGAAGUAUUAGAAUUUUAGCUACCAGGAAAUGGCGGCGCGAUUUCUGCAUAGUGCACCUUUACGGGCAAAAUAGUGUUUUGUUUUAGACACAAAUGCAAACUUCAAGGAGUAGGCCAUUUAAGGAGUUGGUCUGAUGGUGCCCUCUGAUGUUAUCAACCUCCCCCCUUGCUUGUUGGAACAAUAGAGCUUGUAGUCCUAAAAAACAGAAAUGAGUUGCCUCUGAUUCGUUCAGCCAUUCCUAUGGGGAAAAUGAAUGGGGAAAGAAUAGGGUUUUGGGAUAAACCCCGAAAAUAAGGUCUGAGGUUAACACAGGCUUAGGAGAUCUUAUAAAAAAUGUUCUAUUAGAUAAACCUUUCUGAAUUAUGAAGCCUUUAUCUGCUUAUUUUAAAAUUACAUAAACCCCCCCCAGUUGUGCCAUGUCAUGAGGAUACCUGGGCCAUCUAUUGAGAUGUGCCUUUUGUUAAGUAAAUCAGGUGUUAAAUGAGGUAAAAAGGAGGGUGGAGUGCCACUUUAAAUGACCUGUUCUAAUUGGUCUGCGUGUACAGAGGAGGGGCGGCCACCCUCAGUGACAGAGAAACCGGAUGUGGCUGUGGCGUCACCCACUGGGGAGCGUAGGAACUGGACCAGCCCAGCACACUCCAUCCACGGCUCUGGGGCCCAUAGCAAACAACACCACGAUCUGCUACGCAGGACUUCUACUGCCUCAGGUACCACACACACACACACAAAAAACACAUUCUCACUCACACACAUUUCUUCUAAUACAUCAGAUGUACAGUACCAGUCAAAAGUUUGGACAAACCUACUCAUUCAAGGGUUUUUCUUUAUUUUUACUAUUUUCUACUUUGUAGAAUAAUAGUGAAGACAUCAAAACUAUGAAAUAACACAUAUGGAAUCAUGUAGUAACCAAAAAAGUGUUAAACAAAUCAAAAUAUAUUUUAUACUUGAGAUUCUUCAAAGUAGACACCCUUUGCCUUGAUAACAGCUUUGCACACUCUUGGCAUUCUCUCAACCAGCUUCAUGAGGAAUGCUUUUCCAACAGUCUUGAAGGAGUACCCACAUAUGCUGAGCACUUGUUGACUGCUUUUCCUUCACUCUGCGGUCCAACUCAUCCCAAACCAUCUCAAUUGGGUUGAGGUCGGGUGAUUGUGGAGGCCAGGUCAUCUGAUGCAGCACUCCAUCACUCUCCUUGGUCAAAUAGCCCUUACACAGCCUGGAGGUGUGUUUUGGGUCAUUGUCCUGUUGAAAAACAAAUUAUAGUCCCACUAAGCGCAAACUAGAUGGGAUGGCGUAUCGCUGCAGAAUGCUGUGGUAGCCAUGCUGGUUAAGUGUGCCUUGAAUUCUAAAUAAAUCACUGACAGUGUCACCAGCAAAGCACCAUCACACCUUCUCCUCCAUGCUUCACAGUAGGAACCCUACAUGCGGAGAUCAUCUAUUUACCUACUCUGCGUCUCAGAAAGACACAGCGGUUGGAACCAAAAAUCUCAAAUCUGGACUCAUCAGAACAAAGGACAGAUUUCCACUGGUCUAAUGUCCAUUGCUUGUGUUUCUUGGCUCAAGCAAGUCUCUUCUUCUUAUUGGUGUCCUUUAGUAGUGGUUUCUUUGCAGCAAUUUGACCAUGAAGGCCUGAUUCAGUCUCCUCUGAACAGUUGAGGUUGAGAUGUGUCUGUAACUUGAACUCUGAAGCAUUUAUUUGGGCUGCAAUCUGAGGUGCAGUUAACUCUAAUUAACUUAUCCUCUGCAGCAGAGGUAACUCUGGGUCUUCCUUUCCUGUGGCGGUCCUCAUGAGAGACAGUUUCAUCAUAGCGUUUCAUGGUUUUCGCGACUGCACUUUGCGGAUUGACUGACCUUCAUGUCUUAAAGUAAUGAUGGACUGUUGUUUCUCUUUGCUUAUUUGAGCUGUUCUUGCCAUAAUAUGGACUUUGUCUUUUACCAAAUAGGGUUAUCUUCUGUAUACCACCCUUACCUUGUCACAACACAACUGAUUGGCUCAUACGCAUUAAGAAGGAAAGAAAUUCCACAAAUUAACUUUUAACAAGGCACACCUGUUAAUUUAAAUGCAUUCUAGGUGAGUACCUCAUGAAGCUGGUUGAGAGAAUGCCAAGAGUGUGCAAAGCUGUCAUCAAGGCAAAGGGUGGCAACUUUGAGGAAUCUCAAAUAUAAAAUAUAUUUUGAUUUGUUUAACACUUUUUUGGUUACUACAUGAUUCCAUAUGUGUUAUUUCAUAGUUUUGACGUCUUCACUAUUAUUCUACAAUGUAGAAAAUAGUAAAAAUAAAGAAAAACCCUUGAAUGAGUAGGUGUGUCCAAACUAUUGACUGGUACUGUAUACUUAUACAGUGGGGGGUUGAAUACUGCACUGUUGGGUAGAGCUUGCAAGUUAAGCGUUUCACUGUACUCAUGCAUGUAACAAAUAAAACUUGAGUGAUUCUUUGUGCUUUCAUUUACAUUUGGAGUGAUUACAUGAACUGUCUCUCUGGCUUGACCUGAUAAUGAUGAUGAAAGUUUCAUUAUGAUGGGAUUAGACAUCAGUCAGAGAUCAGAGACACUGGAGGCAUUAUAACCCCUAAGCAAGCUUAAGGGAGAGGUGCUGUCUUUCUAUCAUGGGCUAGACUGCGUAUUGGACUACUGCUCAUUUUGUGAGGGCUAUACAUUUUAUAGUUUUAAGAUAGCGACGUGCAGAGAAGAAUGGAUGCACAGUGUGAGUAACAUGACAUCCAUUCAAAAAGCUGAUGUAUGUCUUUUCUUUUUGCAGUGGACUGGCCAUUAUGGCCUGGUGAGGGUGAGGGCCUUCUAUACUGUGUGUGUGCUAAGAAUUCUAAAAUGUUUUUGUGCUUGAUUUUUAACAACCUGGUUUCAUAGAGUGGGCGGCUAACCCAAGCACAUGAGUGGUUUUGGUGUGAGUGUUGAGCUAGCUACCUUUUGGCAUGUAUCGAUUAAGUGCCUUCUGAUGUUAUUUUGUUGCCAACACUGAUAUUUGAUAAGUUGUAUGUGUUUGCAUAAUGAUAUAAGAACUAACAUCAUACUACCUUUUUGGUUUCUUACUCAAUGGCAUUUGUCUUGAAGUACCAAUUGCGUUAUCUGUAUAAUUUUAUUCAUAACCAUAAUUGUUCACUAGAGCCUAGUUUAUGGCAACUGAUAUACUGGUAAGCUUCUGUUGUGUUAUUGCGCAAUCCUUUUUUAACUUAACCUGCCAUUAUCAAAAGCAAAUCCUUGUAGACAUAUUCAAUUUCCAUGCCCGUAUUGGGCUACAACCUACAGUCACCUAAGAGAGGUAUAAAAAAUGUGCUCUCCCAGUCUCCCUCCUUUACCUUUCUGCAUUUUAUUUGCAUGAAAAGGGAGCAUUUGCAUGACAUGAAUGGUUAGAUGAAAUCUGCUAUGAAGUGUAUGCUAAAUGUUUGCACCGUGUGUGUGUGUGCUCCUAGAGGGCCGUAGGAAAUCGGAAACCCCCCUGGGCACUCACGAUCCCCGUACGGCUGUUCAGCUCCGCACCGCUCUAAAGAGACUCAAGGAGAUCAUGGAGGGAAAGAGCCAGGUAUCUACCAUACCUUUUCACCAUCACACUGCUGCUGCUGUUUAUUGUACUUCACAUUACACUGCUGUUGUUUUACACACCGUUACUCUAAUGCUGCUUGGUUUUACUUGGAGUAAUAUAGCCUAGCUAACUAUCACAGUCACACACAGGCAACUGUUCCAAAUAUAGGAUAACAUGUGAAGACACAUUUACAUUUACAUCAUUUAACAGACACUCUUAUCCAGAGCGACUUACAAAUUGGACACCUCUUAUUCUUUAAAAGUAGGCUGUUAUUGUUUCAUCUAACCGUUUGAUUUCAGUGAAAUAUAGUUUCCAUAUACUUUGAAAAGAUUGCUUCAGCAUUACUUUAUACCACAGUGCUAAUUGGUCCACUAAAUAAAGAAGGCAUAUUGCAGGACAGUGACCUGAAGCAGUACUGGAUGCCAGACAGCCAGUGUAAGGAGUGCUACGACUGCAAUGAGAAGUUCACCACCUUCCGCCGCCGCCACCACUGCCGGCUCUGUGGCCAGAUCUUCUGCAGCCGCUGCUGCAACCAGGAAAUCCCUGGCAAGUUCAUGGGCUACACGGGUGAGUGCUUUGGGGACUCACAGGAGGGGGUGGGGGGGGGGGCAUGAACCCAAGACCAUGCCCACCCUCUGCCUGCCUGCAUCAUCAUCAUUAUCCCUAGAGACCUCCUGAGGAGAGGGGAGACAGCCCCUAAAGAAUUAACCCAAAGCAGGGUCACAAUGUGUUAGUGAGGUCCAAUGGAAGAGAUCUAGGAGAGCCACCGCUGGGAUCAUAUGUAUGUACAGAGGUCUAUGGGUUCUCAUAGCAUGGUGUGUGUUUUUCUGCUGUGGUUGUGUGUGUUACUUAAGUUGGACUUGGGUAAGUUGACUGGUUGACCAGUAGCGUUUGAGCUAGCGUUUGAGCUAACAUUGCUGUGAUGUGAGAAUCUGAGACCAAGAGAUCUAAUCAAUAGCAUGUUUGUCCUUUGAUGAUGUGAUGUGACCUAACCAUGCCAUGCAGUGACCACAUCACAGUAACCACAAUACUGCCUCCAUCCUAGCUCAUUGCAGGACCUGCUCUUCCUCUCACUGACUCCUACCUUUCUCUCUGUCUCCCUCCCUCCAUUGUCACCUCUCUCUCUCUCUCUCUCCUCUCUCUCUCUCUCUCUCUCCUCUCUCUCUCUCUCUCCUCUCUCUCUCUCCUCUCUCUCCUCUCUCUCUCUCUCUCUCUCUCUCUCUCUCUCUCUCUCUCCUCUCCUCUCUCUCUCUCUCUCUCUCUCUCUCUCUCUCUCUCUCUCUCUCACUCUCCCACUCUUACUCUUACUCUCGCUCUGUUACUCUCCAAUUUGUAAGUCGCUCUGGAUAAGAGCGUCUGCUAAAUGACUUAAAUGUUAAAUGUAUAGGAGACCUGCGGGCCUGCACCUACUGCCGUAAGAUCGCUCUGAGCUACGCCCACUCUGCAGACUCUGGCUCCAUAGGGGAGGACCUGUCUGCUCUGUCUGACUCCUCCCCCUGCUCCACCUGUGUCCUGGAGCCCAGCGAGCCUCGCACCCCAGUCGGUGGACGGAAGGCCAGCCGCAACAUCUUCCUAGAGGAGGACCUGGCCUGGCAGAGGUAAACUACGGCUGCAUCCCAAAUGGCACUCAGCACGGAGAGGAGAAACCAUAGAGAUAAAUCAAUAUUUAAAUCAUAGAUUUAACUCUGUGGGAGGAACCCCAUGCAUGCACUCUCCAGUCUUUUGCAUCCUUCCUCUAGUCAUUUUGUUCCCUUCCCCUCCCGUCCUGUCCUACGAACGAUGCAUGCACUCCUCCUUCGCAUUGACCUCUAGUCUUUUGUUGUCUUCUCUUCACCUCUCUUGUCAUCAGUGUUUUCUUUCUCUCAGUGUAUAUCCUGCAUGAUUCUCUGUAUCCCUACUCUCAUAUCUUUGUCUUUUCCUCCAAAUGCAGAGUUGAAGAGACAGAGGAGAGAGAAACAUUGAGCGUUCUUCAUCCCCCAUAUCCUCUCCUCUCCAUGUCCUGUCCUCUCCCUCCCUGCCCACUCCAUCCUUCUCCUGUCUCCUCCGCCUGUCCUCCUUUUCAUCACUUGUGUACUGGGUGCGUUCCUUAUCCCUGCUUGGUCCACUUUCACGGGCACGGUUUUAUUGGCCCUCUACUUCUUCCUAACCAAUCAUUCGUAUUACCUUUGAGAGGGGACCCUUUUGAAAAACAGGGAUUUCUAAUAAAUUGUUGACUUUUGAUACAAUGAUUACCAAGAGGUAUGCCAUAUUAUUCAAUUGAAAAUACUUUUUCCUAUUGUGUUUUUCAGACAUCCCUUUGUUUGAUUUUGACAGGGAACGCAUGCUUUUAUAUCGUUGGUUAGCUCUACUAAAAUGCCAUUCCUUUGAACUAUAUAACCAGCUUUGAUCCAAUUAUCAGUGUGCUGCUCUUGCUCAAAGAAAAUAUUUCCCCCCUUCUCUCCUGGCAUAGAAAAACUCCCAUUGGGAUGAGAAAGAAGUGAGUCCUGCUGUUAUUUUUAUUAACUUUCCAACUUCUCUGACAGCUUGUAACAGUUUUGUCUUUCUUUUACUUUUGAGUUGAGCUUUACCAUUCGAGCCCUACCAUAUUGAGACUUCUGCAUGCGUCUACCAUAGCAAGUAACGGGAGUGUUAUAUGGACAUCAAAGAUGGAUGUAAAAUUAUUUAGUUCAGGAAUGAAUUGGUUUGUAUGUCUGUGUGUGUCAGUUUGAUUCACCAGGAGUCUCAGAACAGUGGCAUGAAUUCUAGACGGACCACGCUACAAGAGGAUGGAGGCAAGUCACCAAUAAGGAAGCGGUGAGUGUCUGCUUUUGGCCCAACAGCUUUUUAUAGAACCCUUUUACAGCUACUUUUACAUUAUUCCAGCUAGGUUUAGGGCUUGUAUUUUGGUGCCCUAUUCUCUGAUGGUGCAUCCCACAGAGAGAGAUUUAUAUGAAGUUCAAGGUUGGUUUCUUUUACAGAAACAAAGCAUGUCUGACUUUUGUUAAUAGGAAGAAAAUUGUCCAGGCCAUUUUUGUCUAUUUUAGAUUCUGGGGAUAUUAUCUAUAUGCAUGCAGCAGCAUCUACACUUAAACCACUAGAUGCUGUUUUCCAUUGUGCCCUUAGGUUUAUUACUGGUGAUGGUUAUAGAAUUCACCACUGUGUUUUGUAUCAAAAAGUGGGUUGGGCCUCAUUGUAUGUAAGGAGAGAGCAGCAUUUUCUUGUGUUUAUCUACAAAGCACUCAUGCAGAAACUUUCUAUCAUCAUUCAUUCAAUUUAGACUUCCAAAUGACCAAACCCGGUCUCAGGCUUGGAUAACACUGGAGGCCCUUUUGGUCUCCACACAGUUGGGUAAAGCUGCUUUUAGUUUUUUUGCGCCCUUUAUGUGGAACAACUUACAGAGCUCUCUGAAAUGAGAUGUUCUGGUCCCCAUUGGUCAGUUUAGAGUAAUGAUCAGAGACCUCUAUGUUGAUAAAUGUGUCUGUUUAUCUGUCUUGUAAUUUUGUAUAUUGUAUAUGUUUGAUGUAUUUAUGCAGGUCUCAUCUGUAAAAGAGACCCUAGUCUUCCCUGUCAAAAUAAAGGUUAAAUAAAAUAUAGAAUAGUUAUAAUAGUGUGUUCAUUCUAUUUCUGUUGCACCCUUUUUGACAUGUAUUACCCCCCCCCCCCUCCCCCCUUCCACACUUUAACAAUGGAAAGGCUUUGUCUGAAAUGAAAUGUAAUUAUCUAUGUGACAUCGAAACAUAGCCUACAAGGACAGACAUUACAUUCCAAUUUUAAUAAAACUACAGUUUUAUUACAUUCUUUAUGAGUGCGCCCCAUUAAAAAAAAGACGGUAUCAUACACACAUUUCGCACGUGUAGCUUGUUGUUAUUGUCAUCGAAGUCCUAGGCUCAAUGUGUAGCAAGUGAACUGGGAGAUUUGUAAUCAAUGCAAAAUGGAAUUAUAAUUACAGAAUUAAAUUGGCUGAAGGAGUAGGCUACAAUGAUCCACCAACAUGUAGGCUGUUGUUUAAUAUGAAUGGAGUUGUUGUAGACAAGGACAGGGAGCGCAGCAAAAUAGCCUCAAUUAGCCAGCCUUGCUACUUUAACUAGCUAGCUUCUUUACUACGAUUUGAUGCAGCCAAGACAGACACUACCAGAUGGUAUAAAAUAUAACCAAUGGCAGCAACAAGUUUGUCUAACUAGCGCGAGUUGGUUUGGCUACUUUAUCUCUCUCUUGCUCCCUCCGUGCCACACACAGACUGCCACACACCAGCCCCUGCUCCUCUCUCGCACCUACCCCACCCUUCUGCUGAAACAAGCGGAGCUCAGCGCACCGGUUUUCUCCCGAGUCGCUCGAGCAAGUAAAAAAUAAAUAAAAAAAUCCUUGUAUUUAAACUAUCCAGAUUUUUAUUUUUAUUUUAUUCGAAUAGUGAAAUAAUUUCAAAUACCGAUGCCUUUUCCACAGACACACACACACACACACACACAAUAAUCAACAUACAAAGUAGUUAGAGAAAUAGAAUGAGAAGUAAGGUACAGAAUGAAAAUGUGUUGUUGCAUCUAUUGAGUGAUGGUCCUGUAAUGCCAGCCCUGUCUUAUCCAGGUCAGCCAGUGUGACCAACCUGUCCCUGGACCGGUCUGGCUCCUCCAUGGUGCCCUCCUAUGACAGCUCAGUGAGCCCACAGACCAGCAGGGCCAUGCCCAAACCUGACCACAGCGAAGAGGAGAGGAAGAUACUGUUGGUAAUGAUGCUCUCUUACUUUCAUUCCCUCUUUUCCCCUUAUUCUAUCUCACUCUGAAUCACGCUUUCUCACUCUGAAUCUCUCGCUCGCCCUCUCUCUCCAUCUCACCGUUACUCUCUUUCGCUUUCUCUCGCUCUCUCGCUUCCCUCUAUCCUCUAUCUCUCCCUCUAUCUUGGUCUGUAUACUUUUCUCUCUCCAAUUUACAAUCCAUUGUUGACAAAGCAAACACAAAAGUCAUUUUUGACUGACUGACUGUCAUGACAUGUAGGACUCGUCCCAGCUCAAAGACCUGUGGAAGAAGAUUUGUCACAACAGUACUGGUAUGGAGUUCCAGGACCACCGCUACUGGCUCCGUACAUACCCCAACUGCAUUGUGGGGAAGGAGCUGGUCAACUGGCUGCUAAGGAAUGGAACCAUCUCUACCAGGUAAAGACAGACAUCAUGGCUAGCUGAGUGAAAACCAUUGUGGAAGUCUGAGUAAGCAUCCUAUUGUAUUAAGCAGAGGUUACAUUAGUUACUAAAUGUUCUUUCUCCCUCAUCUAUCCUCUAUUCUCUUUCUCGCUCUCUCUCUGUCUCUGUCUCUCUCUGUGUCUCUCUAUCGCUCACUCACACUCUUGCAGGGCCCAGGCGAUAGCCAUUGGCCAGGCUCUGGUAGAUGGUCGUUGGUUGGACUGUGUCACUCACCACGACCAGCUGUUCAGGGAUGAGUAUGCUCUCUAUCGCCCCCUCCAGGUGAGAUACUGUUUUGUGGGAAUAAGGGGAAGAGGACACUGAUAUUUUUAACAAUGCUGAUGGGGGUGGUGUUGGUGAUGAUGGUGGUCAUAAUUGUGAGGAUGAUGAUCAUGACAAUAGUGGUGUUGAUGAUGAUGAUGCUGUUGCUGCUCCUGAUGAUGACGAUGAUUGUGAACAUUAUGAUGAUUGUGUAGAUGAUGAUGGUUGAUUAUGCUUUUUCUGAUGAUGAUAAUGAUGGUGGUGAUACUGUUGCUCAUGACUAUGGUGAUGUUGAUGAAGGUGUCUUCUCUUCUCACAGAACACAGACUUCUCUGAGACCCCGUCUCCUGACAGUGACAGUGUCAACUCUCUGGAAGGACACUCAGAACCUUCCUGGUUCAAAGACAUCAAGUUUGACGACAGUGACACAGACCAGGUGGCUGACGAGAAUGACUAUGUCAUGCCGAGUACGCCCAGUAAGUAUCCCAGCAUGCCUUGUGACUCUGGCACUCUGGCUAUGCAUUACUACAACUAGCCUCAUGUCCAUGUCUGUUGUUUUCCUAAAUAAUAGGUAGUUGAGUCCUUCUGUAAUAUCUCUGAGAUGUUUCUUAGUAUUUCUCAAAUCAAAUCAAAUGUUAUUUGUCCCAUACACGUGUUUAGCAGAUGUUAUUGCGGGUGUAUCGAAAUGCUUGUGCUUCUAGCUCCGACAGUGCAGUAAUAUCUAACAAGUAAUAUCUAACAAUUUCACAACAUAUACCCAAUACACACAAAUCUAGUAAGGAAUGGAAUUUAAGAAUAUAUACAUAUAUGGACAAGCAAUGACAGAGCGGCAUGGACUAAGAUACAGUAGAAUAUUAUUGAAUAGAAUACAGUAUAUACAUACAGUGAGGGAAAAGUAUUUGAUCCCCUGCUGAUUUUGUACGUUUGCCCACUGACAAAGAAAUGAUCAGUCUAUAAUUUUAAUGGUAGGUUUAUUUGAACAGUGAGAGACAGAAUAACAACAAAAAAAUCCAGAAAAACGCAUGUCAAAAAUGUUAUAAAUUGAUUUGCAUUUUAAUGAGGGAAAUAAGUAUUUGACCCCGUCUAAAUCAGAAAGAUUUCUGGCUCCCAGGUGUCUUUUAUACAGGUAACGAGCUGAGAUUAGGAGCACACUUAAAGGGAGUGCUCCUAAUCUCAGUUUGUUACCUGUAUAAAAGACACCUGUCCACAGAAGCAAUCAAUCAAUCAGAUUCCAAACUCUCCACCAUGGCCAAGACCAAAGAGCUCUCCAAGGAUGUCAGGGACAAGAUUGUAGACCUACACAAGGCUGGAAUGGGCUACAAGACCAUUGCCAAGCAGCUUGGUGAGAAGGUGACAACAGUUGGUGCGAUUAUUCGCAAAUGGAAGAAACACAAAAGAACUGUCAAUCUCCCUCGGCCUGGGGCUCCAUGCAAGAUCUCACCUCAUGGAGUUGCAAUGAUCAUGAGAACGGUGAGGAAUCAGCCCAGAACUACACGGGAGGAUCUUGUCAAUGAUCUCAAGGUGGCUGGGACCAUAGUCACCAAGAAAACAAUUGGUAACACACUACGCCGUGAAGGACUGAAAUCCUGCAGCGCCCGCAACGUCCCCCUGCUCAAGAAAGCACAUAUACAGGGCUGUCUGAAGUUUGCCAAUGAACAUCUGAAUGAUUCAGAGGAGAACUGGGUGAAAGUGUUGUGGUCAGAUGAGACCAAAAUGGAGCUCUUUGGCAUCAACUCAACUCGCCGUGUUUGGAGGAGGAGGAAUGCUGCCUAUGACCCCAAGAACACCAUCCCCACCGUCAAACAUGGAGGUGGAAACAUUAUGCUUUGGAGGUGUUUUUCUGCUAAGGGGACAGGACAACUUCACUGCAUCAAAGGGAUGAUGGACGGGGCCAUGUACCGUCAAAUCUUGGGUGAGAACCUCCUUCCCUGGGCCGUGGAUGGGUAUUCCAGCAUGACAAUGACCCAAAAAACACGGCCAAGGCAACAAAGGAGUGGCUCGAGAAGAAGCACAUUAAGGUCCUGGAGUGGCCUAGCCAGUCUCCAGACCUUAAUCCCAUAGAAAAUCUGUGGAGGGAGCUGAAGGUUCGAGUUGCCAAACGUCAGCCUCGAAACCUUAAUGACUUGGAGAAGAUCUGCAAAGAGGAGUGGAACAAAAUCCCUCCUGAGAUGUGUGCAAACCUGGUGGCCAAAUACAAGAAACGUCUGACCUCUGUGAUUGCCAACAAGGGUUUUGCCACCAAGUACUAAGUCAUGUUUUGCAGAGGGGUCAGAUACUUAUUUCCCUCAUUAAAAUGCAAAUCAAUUUAUACAAUUUUUGACAUGCGUUUUUCUGGAUUUUUUUGUUGUUAUUCUGUCUCUCACUGUUAAAUAAACCUACAAUUAAAAUUAUAGACUGAUCAUGUCUUUGUCAGUGGGCAAACGUACAAAAUCAGCAAAUCAACUUUUUUCCCUCACUGUAUGAGAUGCAAGAUAUAUAAACAUUAUUAAAGUGACUAGUGUUCCAUUUCUUAAAGUGGCCAGUUAUUUCAAUAGGCAGCAGCAGCCUCUAGUGUGCUAGUGAUGGCUAUUUAACAGUCUGAUGGCCUUGAGAUAGAAGCUGUUUUUCAUUCUCUCGGUCCCAACUUUGAUGCACCUGUACUGACCUCGCCUUCUGGAUGAUAGCGGGGUGAACAGGCUGUGGCUCGGGUGGUUGACGUCCUUGAUGAUCUUUUUGGCAUUCCUGUGACAUCGGGUGCUGUAGGUGUCUUGGAGGGCGGGUAGUUUGCCCCUGGUAAUGCGUUCGGCAGACCGCACCACCCUCUGGAGAGCCCUGCGGUUGCGGGUGGUGCAGUUGCCGUACCAGGCGGUGAUACAGCCUGACAGGAUGCUCUCAAUUGUGCAUCUGUAAAAGUUUGUGAGGGUUUUAGGUGCCAAGCCAAAUUUCUUCAGCCUCUUGAGGUUGAAGAGGCUCUGUUGCACCUUCUUCACCACACUGUCUGAGUGGGUGGACCAUUUCAGUUUGUCAGUGAUGUGUACGCCAAUGAACUUGAAGCUUUCCACCUUCUCCACUGCGGUCCCGUCGUUUCCUGAAGUCCACGAUAAUCUCCUUUGUUUUGUUGAUGUUGAGUGAGAGAUUAUUUUCCUGGCUCCACACUCCCCAGAGCCCUCACCUCCUCCCUGUAGGCGGUUUCGUCAUUGUUGGUAAUCAAGCCUACUACUGUUGUGUUGUCUGCAAACUUGAUGAUUGAGUUGGAGGCGUGCUUGGCCACGCACUCAUGGGAGAACAGGGAGUACAGGAGGGGGCUGCGCACGCACCCUUGUAGGGCCCCAGUGUUGAGGAUCAGCGAAGUGGAGAUGUUGUUUCCUACCUUCACCACCUGGGGGUGGCCUGUCAGGAAGUCCAGGACCCAGUUGCACAGGGCGGGGUUCAGACCCAGGGCCUCGAGCUUAAUGAUGAGCUUGAAGGGUACUAUGGUGUUGAAUUCUGAGCUAUAGUCAAUGAACAGCAUUCUGAUGUAGGUAUUCCUCUUGUCCAGAUGGGAUAGGGCAGUGAGCAGUGUGAUGGCGAUUGCAUUGUCUGUGGAUCUAUUGGGGCGGUAACAAAUUGAAGUGGGUCUAGGGUGACAGGUAAGGUGCAGGUGAUAUGAUCCUUGACUAGUCUCUCAAAGCACUUCAUGAUGACAGAGGUGAGUGCUACGGGGCGAUAGUCAUUUAGUUCAGUUACCUUUGCUUUCUUGGGUACAGGAACAAUGGUGGCCAUCUUGAAGCAUGUGAGGACAGCAGACUGAGAAAGGGAGAGAUUGAAUAUGUCCGUAAACACACCAGCCAGCUGGUCUGCGCAUGCUCUGAGGACGCAGCUAGGGAUGCCGCCUGGGCCGGCAGCCUUGCGGGGGUUAACAUGCUUAAAUGUCUUACUCAACUAAUGAACUAAUAAUUAAUUCUAAGAGCCCUUUUGUACUGUCUCUGAUAUGUAUCUUAGUAUUUAUUCCCCUCCAUGCUGCUAUGUAUCAAGAAGAGAAAUUCCAUUUUUAUUACAUGACUAAUAAAUAAAUAAAUAAAUCCCCCCCCCCCCCCCCCCCCCCCCCCCCCAAUCAGACUCGUCCAGUCCCAGUAAGAGGACGUCAGUCAGCAGUUUCCAGUCAGCGGUGGACAGUGACUCAGCUGCCUCCAUCAACCUCAAUAUGGAGCAGGACAAUGUCAACUUCCACAUUAAGAAACAGUCCAAGUACCCGCAUGUACCUCCGCACCCUACGGAGCAGAAAGGUACUGAGCCACACACACACACAUAUAUUGAUUGGUUGCUGUUGUCUUGCUGUAGGCAAACACCUUUACUAAGGCUGUGUUUACACAAUCACCCAAAAUCUGAUGUAUUGUCCUAUCUGAUACCUAUCUUAUCUUUUCUCCGUGGAAUCUGGUCUGUUGAGUUCACAUUUGUAUGGCUGCGUUAACACAGGCAGCCCAAUUCUGAUCUUUUUUUGACUAAUUGGGCUUUUGACCAAUCAGAUCAGCUCUUUUGCCCAUAAUUGGGCAAAAAAUCAGAAUUGGGCUGCCUAUGUGGUUCUCAAUCCUAAUACAAUUCCAAUGUUUCAUAUGCAACCUCAGUCUGAAAGCUCAAUUCAGAUUUAUUUUGCUCUAAAGUGGGAUUUUUGCACCUGACCUGCUGUUACAACAACAACCAGCCCAACGUUUAAAGGAACUGUGACAGGAAAUAAGUGUGGCGGUCAGAAAAAAAUAUAGUAUAGCACACAAAGAGGAACAUAACCUAUCUGUUGGCAUUGCCAGUUCCCAUAACAGGUACCGGUAUAUGUUUUUGGAAGGUGGAGUUGUGUGUGUUGAUGCAUUUCUCCUCUUUCUCUCUCCUAUCAGAGUACCUGGUCUCAGAGGACGGAGGACAGAAUAUCUCCAUCAGCGACGCCUUCAUCAAAGGUAGGAGGGUCGUUCCACCAAUUCUGUGUCUUUUGAGAAGUGUUACUGUCAACUGGGGAGUUGUCAUACUGUCAACAAAGCAGCAUGACUGAAUUAAGUAUUCAGAUUACUGGUUGUUUCUUUGGGAAGAUUUACAGUUGAAAUCGGAAGUUUACAUUCACCUUAGCCAAAUACAUUUAAACUCAGUUUUUCACAAUUCCUAACAUUUAAUCCUAGUAAAGAUUCCCUGUUUUAGGUCAGUUAGGAUCACCACUUUAUUUUAAGAAUGUGAAAUGUCAGAAUAAUAGUAGAGAGAAUGAUUUAUUUCAGCUUUUAUUUAUUUCAUCACAUUCCCAGUGGGUCAGAAGUUUACAUACACUCAAUUAGUAUUUGGUAGCAUUGCCUUUAAAUUGUUUAACUUGGGUCAAACUUUUCGGGUAGCCUUCCACAAGCUUCCCACAAUAAGUUGGGUGAAUUUUGGCCCAUUCCUCCUGACAGAGCUGGUGUAACUGAGUCAGGUUUGUAGGCCUCCUUGCUCGCACACGCUUUUUCAGUUCUGCCCACACAUUUUCUAUAGGAUUGAGGUCAGGGCUAUGUGAUGGCCACUCCAAUACCUUGACUUGUUGUCCUUAAGCCAUUUUGCCACAACUUUGGAAGUAUGCUUGGGGUCAUUGUCCAUUUGGAAGACCCAUUUGCGACCAAGCUUUGACUUCCUGACUGAUGUCUUGAGAUGUUGCUUCAAUAUAUCCACAUAAUUGUCCUUCCUCAUGAUGCCAUCUAUUUGGUGAAGUGCACCAGUCCCUCCUGCAGCAAAGCACCCCCACAGCAUGAUGCUGUCACCCCCGUGCUUCACGGUUGGGAUGGUGUUCUUCGGCUUGCAAGCCAACCCCUUUUUCCUCCAAACAUAACGAUGGUCAUUAUGGCCAAACAGUUCUAUUUGUGUUUCAUCAGACCAGAGGACAUUUCUCCAAAAAGUACAAUCUUUGUCCCCAUGUGCAGUUGCAAACCGUAGUCUGGCUUUUUUAUCGUGGUUUUGGAGCAGUGGCUUCUUCCUUGCUGAGCAGCCUUUCAGGUUAUGUCAAUAUAGGACUUGUUUUACUGUGGAUAUAGAUACUUUUGUACCUGUUUCCUCCAGCAUCUUCACAAGGUCCUGUGCUGUUGUUCUGGGAUUGAUUUGCACUUUUCGCACCAAAGUACGUUAAUCUCUAGGAGACAGAACGCGUCUCCUUCCUGAGCGGUAUGACGGCCCCGUGGUCCCAUGGUGUUUAUACUUGCGUACUAUUGUUUGUACAGAUGAACGUGGUACCUUCAGGCAUUUGGAAAUUGCUCCCAAGGAUGAACCAGACUUGUGGAGGUCUGCAAAUUUUUUUCUGAGGUCUUGGCUGAUUUAUUUAGAUUUUCCCAUGAUGUCAAGCAAAGAGGCACUGAGUUUGAAGGUAGGCCUUGAAAUACAUCCACAGGUACACCUCCAAUUGACUCAAAUGAUGUUAAUUAGCCUAUCAGAAGCUUCUAAAGCCAUGACAUCAUUUUCUGGAAUAUUCCAAGCUGUUUAAAGGCACAGUCAACUUAGUGUAUGUAAACUUCUGACCCACUGGAAUUGUGAUACAGUGAAUUAAAUGUGAAAUAUUCUGUCUGUAAACAAUUGUUGGAAAAAUUACUUGUGUCAUGCACGAAGUAGAUGUCCUAACCGACUUGCCAAAACUAUAGUUUGUUAACAAGACAUUUGUGGAGUGGUUGAAAAACAAGUUUUAAUGACUCCAACCUAAGUGUAUGUGAACUUCCGACUUCAACUGUAUAAAGUUAUCUGUGCAUUUGAACAACAGCAUAAAUACACCAAUUUACUUUUGCAUGUAAAAACUGAAUCACCUCUGCUGCACAUGCUGCCACUGUUUUGAUUACCAAAGUUAUAUCUUUAGAACGAGCAGCUCGCAGCCAGCUCACGAGUGCAUCGAUGUACACGCACAGGGAAAACGCAACAAGCACAAAUGCGAGACGUGAAAACAAAUGAUCUAACUGGGGAUAGCUAGAUAGCAUGAUGAAGUCGGCAGUAACUUUAGUUGGAGUUGAUUGCCAUGCGAGCUAGCAAGCUAGUUACCGGUAUGCUAGCUUUCUGGUAGCUAGUGUCCACUAGAUAGCAUCUAAUGGCAGGAAACAAAAAACAGUGUUUUGCGAAUUGGGCACAGAGCAAUGUUUUUUUUUGUCCUACCAGAUCCGUGAGAAGGUUUUAGCAAGUGUCUGGUUCAGGCCCCAGGCUCCCAAAGACUUUCAUGAUUAUUUAUGUACAAGGUCAUUUGCAAUUUGCUCUUUAGCCCAAUCUGUUCAGUACCUGAGUGAGCAGACCCAAUAGCAAGCAAUGUAAUAGCUGGCAAUGCAAUCCGCGUGCUGGGCGGCAGGCCGGAUGCCCGGUGCUGCUGAGGACAGAGCAGUAGAUAACUUUAGAUUUGUUCUAUUUAUUGUUUUUCACUUAUUUAAACCAAUCAAAAGUGGGGCACUUCCCCUAACGCCCUAAUGGGUGGGCCGCCACGGUUCACCAUAUUAAAAUGAAAGUUCAGUUCACAUAACAGGGUUGACCUUAAAAUGAGGGACAGAUGUAAAUGAAUCACUGAUCACAUGAAAUAAAUUAUCAUGUUCAGAAAUGACUUUUUUCAAAGCAACAAAAUAACUAGGACUUUACAAUGAUGUUGAAACUUUGAGAAUGUUGGGAUUAAGUGGGUUGAAAUCUUCUUAGAAGUGACGACACAGGGUUGACAAAGGGAGCCUUUAAUAAAAGUUAAUUUUAUUUUAUUUUAUUCUCCAUGUGGUCUAUAUUAAAGGGCAGUUAAUUUAAUAUAACAGGCUUUAAAAUGCAAUAUUGGUGCACAAUUCCUACUUAAAAUAUCAAAGGGAUGCACGCAAAAGGCACUCUUUUUGUGGAAUGACCCUGGAAUUCCCCACUUCCUCCCCAAGUAUUGCUUCCUUUUCAACUCUUUUGCAGCUGUGUAUUCUUUCUAUUGAACAAGCAGUUGGUACUGAACCUAAUGUAUUGUAGCUGUAAGCCAAGCUAACAUUCUCUAUAUCUCGCUCUCUCACGCUUCUCUCUGUCUCUGUGUGUGUGCUGUAGAGUCCCUGUUUAACCGUCGUGUGGAGGAGAAGGUUAAAGAGAUGCUGUUUACUCCUCUGGGCUGGCACCACAGCUCCCUGGACCAGCUCAGGGAGGAGAAUGGAGAGAAGAAGGCAAUGGAGAGGCUACUGUGAGUACAGUCAUAACUUAGAGGUUAGAAAGUUGCUCAAAUGUUUUUGUCAUUCCUCUUAUUUAUAGGUAUGUGGGAUGUUUGGAAACUAAAGACUAGUCUUUAGCCUACUGAAGUGAAGUAGAACUGGAACUGAAGUGGAACAUAUUUAUGAGUCAUUCUUUUAGAUAAAACAACAUCUCAGUAUGAAUUGGAGCAUACUAUGGUGUUAUGUAAAAUAUUUAGCUGGUGAAUCAGCAUGGUAUACUUGCCUAAAACUGCUGUUUUCUCCCCUCCCUCCCUUCCCCAGCUCUGCCAACCACAGCCACAUGAUGGCGCUGCUGCAGCAGCUGCUGUACAGCGAGUCCCUGUCCCUCUCCUGGCGUGACAUCAUUGUUCCCGUGGUGAGGCAGGUGGUGCAGACGGUACGGCCGGACGUUCGCAGCUGUGAUGAUGACAUGGACAUCAGACAACUAGUCCACAUCAAGAAGGUAGCUCACUGACAGUAACCUCGUACAACCAUCCGGAAAUCUCGCAAGCUUACAUUCUGUAGCACAGCGGUAAUCAGUCUGGUAAUUACGAGGCUACACUGACAGCGCUCUCAUGGAGGUAUUCUGACUUGAGAUUUGGGUGAUUAACUGGACUUUCUGUGCAAGUCUCCAUAUUGAAGUCAAUGAAAGAUUUACGCUAAAGUCUGAGUUGCCUGCACUUAUCUGAACUCUGAAUCAGGUUAUUUGUCAUUUAGCUGUACUUAUACUGCACACACUGUAGGAGUUGACUUUCGAGUAAUUUAAUGUAACCAAAAUGGCAUUAUUUCUAUGUUUCUUUUUUUAGAUUCCUGGAGGGAAGAAGUUUGACUCUGCCGUAGUGAAUGGUUUUGUCUGUACCAAGAACAUUGCCCACAAAAAGGUAGGUUCCCUCUCCUCUCCUGUAACAACAACCACCAUCUCUCCCUGUAAACAGAGCCAGAAUGACACCGUGUAUUGCUUGUCUAUGUGCAGAUGAACUCAGUAAAGUACUAUUUUGUCUUAUCUUAGAUGAACUCGUACAUCAAGAACCCCAAGAUCCUGCUGCUGAAGUGUUCCAUAGAGUAUCUCUACAGAGAGGAGACCAAGUUCACCUGCAUUGACCCCAUCGUGCUUCAGGUCAGUCAGUUAGACACUCAAUCAGUGGUUUGUGGGUUGGGCUGUCAUAUUGGUUUAAAGCACGACUGAUUGAUGUAGCUAAAAUAACAAGAUGACAAGUAUCAUUUCAAAUAGCCUAAUCAAGGGCUAGGCAUUAAGACAAGCAAAUUUAGAAUAAAUAUUUCAGUAAUUCCAAAUUUGCUAGCACCCAUCCACAAUUUCUAGAAAUUAAGAAAAAUAAACAAAUCUUUGUCUGUCUUUGUUCCCCAGGAGCGUGAGUUUCUGAAGAACUAUGUUCAGCGUAUAGCGGACGUGCGUCCCAACCUGGUGCUGGUGGAGAAGACUGUGUCUCGUAUCGCUCAGGACAUGCUGCUGGAGCACGGGAUCGCACUGGUCAUCAACGUCAAACCAGUCAGUACCUCUCUAGCUCUCUGUACUGCUAGUUACCUUAUUAGCUGUGGUUAUCAAUGUCAAACCAGUCAGUACUGCCCUGCCCUCUCGCUAGCGCUGUGUACUAGUUACCGUACUAGCCUGGGUUAUGUUUCCAAACCCAGCUUUUAGCUAGCUUUAGAACAUUAUUACAUACAUGUAACUGCCAGAAUAAAGGAAACACCAACAUAACGUGUCUUAAUAGGGCGUUGGGCCACCACGAGCCAGAACAGCUUCUAUGUGUCUGGAACUCUAUUGGAGGGAUGUGACACCAUUCUUCCACGAGAAAUUCCAUAAUUUGGUGUUUUGUUGAUGGUGGUGGAAAACGCUCUCUAAGGCGCCGCUCCAGAAUCUCCCAUAAGUGUUCAAUUGGGUUGAGAUCUGAUGACUGAGAUGGUCAUGGCAUAUGGUUUACAUCGUUUUCAUGCUCACCAAACCAUUCAGUGACCACUCAUGCCCCGUGGGCCUGCCCAGCAUUUUUAUACAUGACCCUAAGCAUGAUGGGAUGUUAAUUGCUUAAUUAACUCAGGAACCACACCUUUGUGGAAGCACCUGCUAUCAAUAUACUUUGUAUCCCUCGUUUACUCAAGUGUUCCCAUUAUUUUGGCAUCUACCUGUAUGUAGCUGUUGUUAGUUUAUAUAUUUUAUAACAAUUGUAUUACUCUUUAUGAGUGUGUCUGUAGCCAGCUGUCUAUUAACCAUACCUGCUCUCAGUCUCUAUUUCCCUCCUCUAUGGUUCUCUGCAGCAAGUCUUGGACAGGGUGAGUCGUAUGACCCAGGGGGACCUAGUCAUGUCUAUGGACCAGCUGCUCACCAAGCCUCGACUGGGAACCUGCCAAAAAUUCUACCUACACUCCUUCCAGCUGGCCAACAGUGAGGGGAAACGACUCUGUCCUCAACUUCCUGCCUUCAGCUACUUUUAGUCUACAUCUUAAAUCUCUACUUCUUAGAUAUUGAAAGCCAUUCAUAAAACUUACUUCACUUAAAUAAUCCAACACAUGAAACAUACUGCAACCAGGUGCUUUCAUUCACAACUUCCUCCCUCCUAGUCUAGACUUACCUCCAGGCUCCUCCUUCUGAGUGCCACAGCACAACUGUGUAAUAUGUUCUCCUCUCUCCCCUUCUGCUCUCUCUGUGACAGAUGAGUUGAAGUCUCUGAUGUUCUUUGAGGGCUGCUCUCCCCAGCUGGGCUGUACCAUAAAGCUUCGCGGGGCGUCUGAGUACGAGCUGGCCAGGGUUAAAGAUAUCAUCAUCCUCAUGGUGUGUGUGGCCUACCACUCCCAGCUAGAGAUAUCCUUUCUCAUGGAUGAGUUCGCCAUGCCUCCCAGCCUGGCCAAGACCAACUCCUUCCCCUGUCUCCUGGAGAGCACUACCGUCGAGGAGGAGGAGGAGAGCCAGGGCGAGAACCAGGAAAAUGGGACCGACCAGAGCACCCUCUCCCAGGGAGGAGAGACUGUGCUGGGGGAGAAGGAGGAGGAGGAGGAGAAGCCUUCCCUUCGGAAAUCUGUAUCAGAGUCCUCCUCGCCUAAAGAUGUCAAUGGUGUAAAAGUAAACAAAAACCACUUCCUGUCCUCCUCUUCCUCCCUGGGGGCCGAGGGGCUGGAGUCAGCAGAGGUCAUGACCUCCACGCCAUUGUCCAAUCGCCCGGUGCUGCAACCUCCAGUGUCCCCACCCUAUCUCAUUGAUGACCUGGAGGAGUUGGCAGAUGAGAUUGGGCCGGGGAAGGGGGAGACUGAGGGGGGGAGCGGGUCGGGGGUUCUGGGGAGGGGUGAGUCGCGGGAGGAAAGCUCGGGUUCGGAGACGCCCCCCAGGCUGUUCAGAGACCCCCUGCAGGAUGACACAGGGCUGUUUGUCACAGAGCAGGUGAGGGGAAAAACGGAUUAAGGCUAUAGACAGAAACACGUUGGUUUUAAUAAUAAAGAAGCAUUUUGAAAUUAGUUUCCAUUGUCCUCCAAGAGUGUCCAACAAUAUCCUCUUCUGUUUUGCCACCGAGCAGGUGGCCUCGACGGACGACCGUCUCAAGACACUUACGGCAGGCUUCAAACAGGAGCUGAAGGACAUCAUCCUUUGUAUCUCCCCAUUCAUCACCUUCACAGAGCCCUUCCUCCUCACGCCUGCUGGCCUACGCUGCCCCAGCAGAGACUACUUUCCUGAAAAGGUCUGUUGGUUUACAUUCACUGAAGGUUUUUCAACCUUUUUUCUAUCAAAUCGCUCAAUGUAGUUCAGUAAUGUACAAUAGAAUAUUAGAUCAUCAGUUUGUGACUUUCAGUUCCUCUGUACUCAGUUGUUGGUUAUAGUGGAGAUGUCUACAAAAAUGUUUGUUGUAAUGCAAAUGCAUUACGCACAUUUCAUAACACUUAAGUGCUGGGCGAAUGAUCCAAUAAGAUAUUUUCAUAUUUGAGAUUUAACAUACUAGUUCCUUGUGCAGGUGUAUCUCUCUCCGCUGCUCAACAAGGACUUCAAAGAACUAGACUGUCGACGUAAGCGACAACUCCUCAAAGACUCCGCCCCGUCAGGUGGAGGCAUCGCAACCGGAGGCCAUCCCCCCCGCCCCAUCCAGGUGUUACCCUCCCACCACCUUACCAGUGCCCGCAUCGCAGAGCAGCUGGGCAGCAGCCAGGACCUGGCCAAGAUGCUGGCAGACUACCGUGCCCAGGGGGGCCGCCUCCGACAGGAGGCAGACCCCUUCACCCAGCCCCUAACCCAGCCACCAGUCCUGGAGGCUCCACCGCCCAAGCACCCCGUCAAGGCUGAUAGUGAGGACGAGAAGCCAGCGGGACAGAACGACAUGACCUGGGCCUCCAAGGUGAGACAUGGCGAGGUAGUUAGUACGUCCACACACCACAAUAUAGGAGCUGGAUGGCACAGAGGAGGGAGACAGAUCUCCAACAGUCUCUCUGAUGUAUCUGUGGAGUUAUUGUUCUGAUGUGUGUGUAUAUUGAGUGUUUUUCCAUUACAGACAACCUAAUGUUAACAUCUCCCUUAGCCAGUGCUAGUUUACUGAUCAGUGUGUUCCAUUGAUGAGCACACCAUCUCACUCACUCUACAGAGAUAUUAGGUGAGGUCUGAAGAGGUGAAGUGCGCUCUUGUAUUGUAAAGCAUAUGUGCUUGUUGUUGUUGUUGACCACCAUUACUUCUCUGUGUUUUUAGCUGGACUGCCUGAACCCGGUGAACCACCAGAGACUGUGUGUUCUGUUCAGCAGCUCCUCAGCCCAGUCCAACAACGCCCCCAACCCCUGCGUCAGUCCCUGGUAAACCCCACUCAACCCUGGUGGUCUUCAAUUCAAUACAACUUUAUUUAUCCCCUUAGGGGCAAUACAGAAAUCUUGUGAACCCGCUGUGAAAGACCAGAUGACUGAACUCUGAAAGGUCAGCUAUUCACAAAUACUUAUUUGUUCUCAACAGGAUUGUCACGAUGGAGUUCUACGGAAAGAAUGACCUCACACUAGGAAUAUUCCUGGAGAGAUACUGUUUCAGGUGAGGGGAAAACGAUCAGAACCUGACAAAUUAUUUGAUUGAAUUUACAAUAAAAUAUUUUACGAUAAAAUGUGUCAUUGAUAUGUAAUAAAAUGUAACUCAAUGAAGCCCUUCUUCUUUGCCCUGCCGUGUCUGUCUGUCUGUCUGUCUGUCUGUCUGUGUGUGUCUGUGUAUGCAUGAUCUAGGCCAUCCUAUCAGUGCCCCAGUAUGUUCUGUGAGACUCCCAUGGUGCACCAUGUGCGGCGGUUUGUCCAUGGCAGUGGCUGUGUUCAGAUCGUACUGAAGGAGCUGGACUCUCCUGUGCCUGGAUACCAACACACCAUCCUCAACUACUCCUGGUGCCGCAUAUGCAAACAGGUACAGUAACUUGUUAAUCUGUGUUUUCUUAUCUGUUCCAUCACUACCCCCAGGAGUGCACGUUUGCUCUAUAGCUAGCACACCUAACUGUUUGCUUUAGUUAAUAGCGGGCUCACCUAGUUCAACUAAUCAAAUGCUUGCUAAUCAGAUGUGCCAGUUUUUCGCUAGAGCAAAAAGCUGCUGUCCAGGUCUGCUUAGCUUCUAUCGCUCACACAGCUUUGAUCCUUGGAUUCUACUCUGUCUUUCUAGGUGACUCCUGUGGUGCCCCUGUCCAAUGACUCGUGGUCCAUGUCCUUUGCUAAGUACCUGGAACUGAGGUUCUAUGGUCACCAGUAUACCAGGAGGGCUAAUGCUGAGCCCUGUGGCCACUCCAUCCACAAAGACUACCACCAGUACUUCUCCUACAACCAGAUGGUGGCCUCAUUCAGGUGGGAAACACAGUCCAGGGCUUCGAUUUUCAUCCAUCCAACCUGCCAUCCAUUCAUCCAGCCAUACAUCUAUCCAUCAUUUAUCAUUCUUACAAUUUUUUGUUACCAUUUUUGCAUCAAUUCAAAACAUCUUCAAAUGACCUAUUUUUUGUAUAACACUGGAAAGACAAAAUCUCCUGUAGAAUUCAGAUAAAUAUCACUAGAGGUAUUAUUAGUGUAGUAAACUGUAUAUGCCCAUGCCAUUCCACUUGUCUAACCCCCAGCUACAUCUCAGUGAGACUGCUGGAGAUCUGCCUCCCUCCUCCUAAGAUCUUCAUCAGAAACCAGGGGCCCUCCAAGGGCAGCAUGCAGCAGGACCUCAAGGACUUCUCACAGAAGUAACUGUCUACCUGUUGUCUGUCUACCAUGGCCUUAAGUAGCCUGGUCCCAGAUCUGUUUGUGCUGUAUAGCUGAGUCCUAUGGUUAUUGUCCUCUGUGAGUGGGCAAGACGGCACAAACAGAUCUGGGACCAGGCUCCAACUGAAGAAUCUAGUUUGACUAGUUUUUACCUUCUAUCUAGUUCUGACCAGUCCUUUUCCAUUAUCUCCCUCUCUUCCCUCUUGUCAGGGUGAAUCAGGUGUACCUGGCCAUAGAGGACCGCCUCACCUCCCUGAAAACGGACACCUUCAGCAAGACACGCGAGGAGAAGAUGGAGGACCUGUUUGCACAGAAAGACGUAGGUUCCUCCUCGAAGGGUGGGAGCUACACUCCAAAUAUGUCUCAUUAUGUGUAUGUAUAGUGCAGUGGAGGCUGAUGUUGCAUCAGUGUUGUCACUGUAAAUCGGAGGAUGGGCUCAUUGUAAUGGAUUGAAUGGAACGGUAUCAAACACAUGGUUUCCAUCAGUUUCCUUUGUGUGUGUGUUCAGAUGGAGGAGGCAGAGCUGCGUAGCUGGAUAGAGAAGCUGCAGGCUCGUCUCCAGGCCUGUGGUAGUGACUCUCCCCAGCAGCUCCAGACUGUAGUGGAGUCAGUGGUAGUGAAGAAACAGAGCCUGUGUGAAACACUGCAGUCCUGGAACAGCAGGUGAGAACACUGACAUCGGAGCAGCUUUUAAUGUUAGGGGCGGUUUCCUAGACACAAAUAAAGCCUAGUCUUUGACUAAGAAGCACUUUCAAUGGAUGAAUCUCCAAUAAACAAGCUUUUUAGUCUAGUACUAGGAUUCAUUUUUGUCUAGGAAACUGGUCCUUAGGGCUGAAUUCUAACUUGGGAUCAGACUUUCACAUCAAUUGAUUGAUGUCAGUGGGAGAUCUCAUAUCAUGAAUUUGUUGAACCAUUUAACCUCCAGGCUGCAGGACCUGUUCCAGCAAGAGAAGGGCAGGAAGCGGCUGUCUGUCCCAGCUAGCCCUGGGAGACACAGACAGACAGACGACAGCAAGGUCAGUGCAGUAUAUACCUGAUAGAAUUCAGAUGAUAGGAAGCACUUAGUAUAUGAUAAGCACUUAGUGUAUCAUAAUGGAUGGAAUGUUACGUUUUUUAUUUUGUUUAACAGACAAGUGCUCUGGAGUCCUCUCCACGCAACCCCUCCCCUGUGGUACAAAACGGUGACAAAGGUGAGGGGAGUUGUUCAGCUAUUAGUCAGAAUGCUAUAGUACUUCUCUCAUUGGUGGACAGUAGUUGAUGGGCGUGUCUGUUAUUUUCUUGACAGAGGACCGUCACCUCUCUGCCCUGCCCUCCAGCUCUGGGUCGUCAUUGCUAACAUUACCGUCACCAGGAGAACCAGGCUCAGAACCCCUCUCGUCUGGACCGUCCUUCCCUGACCAGGACUCCGUCAGCAUCCCAGAGGGUGAACACAUACACACACACACACACACACACACACACCUGUAGACACACACACAACCCCCCACAUACGCUUACCAUUCACUUUCUGUAGAUCUACAGUAUGUAUCUAAAAACAGACCUCUCCGGUCCCUAACUCAUUCUCAUUGUCUCCUAGAUGUGUUUGAUGGACACCUGUUGGGCUCCAACGACAGCCAGGUGAAAGAGAAGUCCACCAUGAAGGCCAUUCUAGCCAACCUGCUGCCAGGAAACAGUUACAACCCCAUCCCAUUCCCAUUGUGAGUACAGUAUGCCUUCACCUCUGAAUAAGCUUUUUGCCUGUAGUAUAAAUUGAUUAAUGAUCAGCCAUAUAAGAUGGCAUUUGAUAUAAAUGCCAAUGCUAUAUUGAGCCCUGUUCAUUUUCUUACUUUGUUGUAAUGUUUAGCUUGAAACCCAGUUUUUACGGGAAAAAUCACCAAUACCCUUGAGCAAAGCACUUAACCCCUAACCUGCUCCAGAGCACUGCGCUGCUCUGCCGCUGACCCUGUGCUGUUGUGUUGUUUUGUGGUGGGGCUGGGCACUGUGAAAGCCAAAAUAACAAAUGUCUGUUGUAUCCAGGGGUCAGAACCCAAAUUAUUUUCCAAUCGUUUCGUUCUGAACAGAACCAUCUUUUUUUGGGGUUCCGUUCCACAGUUCCAAUCAGCAAAAUAAAUUCUGAACCGGUUCGAACCCCAAAAAAGUCAUGGUUUAUAUCAUUCCUUUCUGUUCCUUUUUAAACCUCUGAAAUAUAUAUAUAUUUUUUUACAUCUAGCACAACAUUACAUUUCUUCACCAGUAGAUACAGCAGCUUGCUAUGGAGCGGGCAAGCUAUGUACAUGCAUUGGACAGACAAGUGGAGUGUAGGGUUCGACAUGCGGGUGAGGAGAGCACUGGGCAUGAAUCGCUGGGCAUCUUGUUGUUAUGACAUGCAUUAUCUGAAUUAGGCCCACAAAUUAUACCUACGGAGGAGCGGCUUCUAUGAGGAAACUUUGAAAGUCGUUGAACUUCAGAGAGUUAGUUUAACUGACGUUGGACCAGAGCUAGCCCUUGAUCACGACUCUCAGUUCCAUUCCAUUACCGCUUGCUGUAAAGUCAGGAGCUACAGUAGACUAUGCAUGCUUCAGAGGGAGAGGCAGGUAGCCUACACACACACUGGCAAAGAUGUUCAGCUGGCAGGCAGGCAGUCUCUGGAAUACAUUUCUGAGUGACAGUGAGGCCUAUGCAGAGGUGCUUUGUUGCGUUUUUUGUGGGACUAGAAAAAAAUGCCUGGAAUGUCAAAGAAUGCUAUUAACCUGUUCCCAAGCUUUUAAAAUAAAACAACAGUAUACAGUGAGGGACAAAAGUAUUUGAUCCCAUGCUAAUUUUGUACGUUUGCCCACUGACAAAGACAUGAUCAGUCUAUAAUUUUAAUGGUAGGUUUAUUUGAAAAGUGAGAGACAGAAUAACAACAAAAAAAUCCAGAAAAACACAUGUCAAAAAUGUUAUGAAUUGAUUUGCAUUUUAAUGAGGGAAAUAAGUAGUUGACCCCUUUGCAAAACAUGACUUAGUACUUGGUGGCAAAACCCUUGUUGGCAAUCACAGAGGUCAGACGUUUCUUGUAGUUGGCCACCAGGUUUGCACACAUCUCAGGAGGGAUUUUGUCCCACUCCUCUUUGCAGAUCUUCUCCAAGUCAUUAAGGUUUCGAGCCUGACGUUUGGCAACUCGAACCUUCCGCUCCCUCCACAGAUUUUCUAUGGGAUUAUGGUCUGGAGACUGGCUAGGCCACUCCAGGACCUUAAUGUACUUCUUCUUGAGCCACUCCUUUGUUGCCUUGGCCGUGUGUUUUGGGUCAUUGUCAUGCUGGAAUACCACCCAUCCACGACCCAUUUUCAAUGCCCUGGCUGAGGGAAGGAGGUUCUAACCCAAGAUUUGACGGUACAUGGCGCCGUCCAUCGUCCCUUUGAUGCGGUGAAGUUGUCCUGUCCCCUUAGCAGAAAAACACCCCCAAAGCAUAAUGUUUCCACCUCCAUGUUUGACGGUGGGGAUGGUGUUCUUGGGGUCAUAGGCAGCAUUCCUCCUCCUCCAAACACGGCGAGUUGAGUUGAUGCCAAAGAGCUCAAUUUUGGUCUCAUCUGACCACAACACUUUCACCCAGAUCUCCUCUGAAUCAUUCAGAUGUUCAUUGGCAAACUUCAGACGGGCCUGUAUAUGUGCUUUCUUGAGCAGGGGGACCUUGCGGGCGCUGCAGGAUUUCAGUCCUUCACGGCGUAGUGUGUUACCAAUUGUUUUCUUGGUGACUAUGGUCCCAGCUGCCUUGAGAUCAUUGACAAGAUCCUCCUGUGUAGUUCUGGGCUGAUUCCUCACCGUUCUCAUGAUCAUUGCAACUCCACGAGGUGAGAUCUUGCAUGGAGCCCCAGGCCGAGGGAGAUUGACAGUUAUUUUGUGUGUCUUCCAUUUGCGAAUACUCGCACCAACUGUUGUCACCUUCUCACCAAGCUGCUUGGCGAUGGUCUUGUAGCCUAUUUCAGCCUUGUGUAGGUCUACAAUCUUGUCCCUGACAUCCUGGGAGAGCUCGUUGGUCUUGGCCAUGGUGGAGAGUUUGGAAUCUGAUUGAUUGAUUGCUUCUGUGGACAGGUGUCUUUUAUACAGGUAACAAGCUAAGAUUAGGAGCACUCCCUUUAAGAGUGUGCUCCUAAUCUCAGCUCGUUACCUGUAUAAAAGACACCUGGGAGCCAGAAAUCUUUCUGAUUGAGAGGGGGUCAAAUACUUAUUUCCCUCAUUAAAAUGCAAAUCAAUUUAUAACAUUUGUGACAUGCGUUUUUCUGGAUUUUGUUGGUGUAAUUCUGUCUCUCACUGUUCAAAUAAACCUACCAUUAAAAUUAUAGACUGAUAAUUUCUUUGUCAGUGGGCAAACGUACAAAAUCAGCAGGGGAUCAAAUACUUUUUUCCCUCACUGUAUAUCACUUUCGUUCUCGGUUCUGUUCUUCGAAAAUUGUCUUUGUUUUCCUGUUUUCAGUUCUGUUCCCUAAAUCGGUUCCAACCCCUGGUUGUAUCCUCUGUAUAAUGGACAGAUAAAUAGUGUUGUAUUAUUUACUAUUGAGCCCUGUACGUUUUCUGACGUUGUUGUGAUCUUUGUUUGUUAGUGACCCAGACAAGCAUUACCUGAUGUAUGAGCAUGAAAGAGUGCCCAUAGCCGUGUGUGAGAGAGAACCCAGCUCCAUCAUCGCAUUCGCUCUCAGGUAACCGCUCCUCUCCAUUUCUUCUCCAUUCUCUGCACGUCUUACACUCACUGAUGUGUUAUGUUGUCUUGUUGUUGUUCUAAAGUUAUUAUCAUUAUAGUUAUGUUGUUCUAAUGUUAUUUUAAUGACCUCUGCCUAACCUCUAGCUGUAAGGAGUAUAAGACCGCUCUGGAUGAGCUGUCAAAGACAACGGUGAAGGCAGGAGGCGAGGAUACCACCCAAACCAUCAGGUACACACACACACUGCUGAUGAUGACUGUGUGUAUGUUACCUGAUGUAUAAUGCCUUGUCUCAUCCUGUCUGUGUGCAGCUCUGGAGAGAGCCGGGCCAAGAACAGCCCAGCCAAGCCCAAUGAGACAUCCUCCUCCCAGAUGGGUCUGGGCCGCAGCAGCAUGGACUCUGACCCUCUCAGUGAGUAGUGGAUACUCAGGGUCAACGGGCAAUAUGGGAGGGGGGUGCUAGAAAGUCUUGCAUUUUUACCUAAGUUCAGCUCUGUUCUAAUGUGCAAUAUGUUUCUGGCAUUCCUAGCAUCUUUUUCUUUUGCUUUGAACAGAAGAUGCAGACAUAGGAGACAAGCAUAAGAAGUCAGCAGGAAACCCUCAUAUCGAAUUACGUGAGUGUUUCUCAUUGGAUUUAUGUGCCUUUUGGGAUGGCGUUACCUGUGAAGUGCUUAGCCCGCAAACUUACUCUCAAUAACAAGCAUAGGGCCUAGUCAGUAACCUCUCGCUCUCUCUUCUCUCUGUCUCUCUCAGAGUUCUCUGACGCCAAUGCUAAGUUCUACUGCAGGAUUUACUAUGCAGAGGAGUUCCACAAGAUGAGAGAGGAGAUCAUGGCGAGUACGGAGGACGACUUUGUCCGCUCGCUCUCCCACUGCGUCAACUGGCAGGCCCGCGGCGGCAAGUCUGGGGCCGUCUUCUACGCCACAGAAGGUGACCGUCAACACCAGAGUCAUAUUGUUUUAUUUAACUUGUAUUUACCAGGAAGUCCUAUUUAGGGCAAGAUAACGCCUUUAAAUAUGUGCAGUCCAUGUCACCCGCCUGUAGUGCUAUUUAUUUGUCUGUAGUGGUUAUACCUAUUGCUCUCUGUCCCUCCCCCUCUCUCUCUUUCUCCCUCCCUCCCUCAGAUGACCGGUUCAUCCUGAAGCAGAUGCCCAGACUAGAGGUUCAGUCCUUUCUGGACUUUGCCCCUCAUUACUUCACCUACAUCACCGGAGCUGUGCAGCAGAAGGUAAACUACACUAACUACACUACCCAUAUAGUUACAUUGACUUAAAUAGAUAAAUAUGAACUAUUUUGGUGAUAAAAGUCGUAUCUACGUUUGCCUUGCUUAUAAAGUAAUCUAUUCGUCCAGAUAAUUAAUUUAAUUUGAGGAAAUUAGAUUUCUUAAAUGUUUUUCAAGGAGCUGUGUUAUUGUCUGUGAUGGAUGGUUAUUAGGGGUGUAACGAUUCGUUUUAACAACGAUUCGAUUUGUAUCACGAUUCGUGGUUGUCGAUACGAUUCAAGGACGAUAUUGGUUCAUUUAGAACGAUCCGAAACGAUUCAGUGACUUGAAAUCGAUUCAGUAACCUUUUAGCCAAAAAUUCAACCAGUGUGACUGAAAUAAAUACCUGGUAACCAGUUGCAUUUUAAUGGCUGGCAAUAGUCUUUAUAUUUUUAACAGUGUUUCAUGCCUCCAUGCAGACCAUCUGGUAUUAUGAAACUUACCCAGUUCCACAAAGGAGAUCCCAUUUUCUUCACAUAGCUUUAUUCAGUGCAGCAGUUUUUUUUGCUCUAGCAUCGCUCACACCAUCAGCGGGGAGUUAUGAGCCAAGUUGCAGUCUGCUGAAUUUUGGGGGCUGCUUUUUGAUGGAUCUGAUGUUUAGCUUUAUGGAAAGAGAAAAAUAUUAAACAGAGCUUGCCGCUGUUCUUCAUUCAGCUUGUCUCGCCAUCUGGCAAGUGGGCGACUGGACAUUUAUUCUCGGCUAGCUUUUAGCAAUGGCUUGCGCCACAUUCGUGUGCUCCUUGCUCUUUUCAUGUUUGUCAAAUAAAGGAUGGUUGAAAUUCUUUGAGCCUUUAUAAAAUGCACCUGUUUUGUCUGCUAGAUGUGGAUUUGAGCGGCAAAUCUUGCACCACAUUUCAGUGCGCUCAUCGUUAGCUUCAAGCCACUGCACAUCUUGGAGCCACUUUUCCGAAAAAAGUAUUUUCUUCGGCUCUGGCUCCAGUUGGCGUUUCUUUGUAGGUGGCGAAACGCCAAAGAAGCUGCUUAAUGUCUGUUGCUUUUUGGACAUCCCUGACAGUAGUUGACAAGCAACAUGUCAUGUGUAAGGCUAGAUGAGAAGAUCGGUCAAGUACGCAAAGGCGCGUAGUAACACAGGUGGCAUUACGCAUUCCUGAUUUUUGUCGCGCUUGCGUAUCUGCGUACCAGUUAUGUGCACCCCUGCAUAUAAAGUCUGACGUGCUUAAAUCCAAUGGGUUAUUUCCUAGUAUCGAUACAAUCGAUUUAUUACAUUUUAAAACGAUGUUAGAUCGAUAUAUGUUGUCCAAAAGGCCAACUCGCCGAGCACAGAUCGAUGUAGUUGGAUCAUAUGAAUAUAAAUCGAUACAUCGAUGUAGUAGAUGGAUCGUUACACCCCUAAUGGUUAUAGAUUACAACACAUUCCUAUCCUAAACCCCCUGUCUGUCCCACAGCGACCCACUGCCCUGGCUAAGAUCCUGGGUGUGUACCGGAUCGGCUACAAAAACUCCCAGAACAACUCAGAGAAGAAGCUGGAUCUGCUGGUCAUGGAGAACCUGUUCUAUGGCAGGAAGAUGGCCCAGGUGUUCGACCUCAAGGGUUCUCUGAGGAACCGCAACGUCAAGACCGACUCUGGGAAGGAGAGCUGUGAGGUGAGCAUGGCGCUAGGCUAGCAACACUGGGUCGUGGGUUCGAUUCCCACUGAGACCACACAUACAAAACAAAUGUAUGCACUGACUAUACUGUAAGUUGCUUUGUUUAUUUAUGCAUUUAUCUUUAUUUGACCAGGUAUGUCAAUGGGAACACGUUCUCUUUUGAAAUAACAACCUUUUGAUAAAAGCAUCAGCUAAAUGGCAUACAUUAUUCUAUAUUAGGUGGUUCUGCUGGAUGAGAACCUACUGAAGCUGGUCCAUGACAACCCUCUGUACAUCAGAGCCCAUUGCAAGGCCAUCCUGAGGGCGGCCAUACACAGUGAUGCCUACUUCCUGUCUAGUCACCUGAUCAUAGACUACUCUCUGUUAGUUGGACGAGACGACGCCACAGACCAGCUGGUGGUGGGAAUCAUAGGUGAGGGAAAAGCAUUAAUAUCCCUCUUUCAAACGUUCAAAUGUAAUUUAAUUGGCUGUAUUUAUAAAACAAACAUUCCUCCCAUUGUAUCAGAUUACAUUCGGACAUUCACAUGGGACAAGAAGCUGGAGAUGGUGGUGAAAUCCACAGGGAUCCUGGGGGGGCAAGGUAAUUCAUCAUCUGUCUGUCUGACACUAACACCUCAUUCCCCCUACGUUAGUCCUUGAAGUCUAUUUUAAGAUUGCGCUCUUUCACGUUUAGCUUUGAGAUCUCUAGUAGUUUAAAUAUAUAUAUAUAUAUAUAAAGACCUUUUGAUUUCUUCCUGUAAAUGAAAAGCGCUAUACAAAUAAAAUGUGUCGGCAGGUAGCUUAGUGGGUAAGAGCGUUGUGCCAGUAACCGAAAGGUCGCUGGUUCUAAUCCCCGAGCCGACUAGGUGAAAAAUCUGUCGAUGUGCCCUUAAGCAAGGCACUUAACCCUAAUUGCUCCUGUAAGUCGCUCUGGAUAAGAGCGUCUGCUAAAUGACUAAAAUGUAAAUAAUGUGUUAUUAAUAUGGUGUAUUUUGUGUCGCGCUCACAGGUAAGAUGCCCACGGUGGUGUCCCCGGAGCUGUACCGAUCCCGUUUCUGUGAGGCCAUGGACAAAUACUUCCUCAUGGUGCCUGACCACUGGACAGGUCUGGGGGUCAACUGCUAACUGACACCAGGGAGCUAGCCUGAGUCCCAGAUCUGUUUGUGUCGUCUAGCCAAUUACUAUGUCAUUGUCACGGCACGUUUGGCAAGACAGCAUAAACGGAUCUGUGACUUAGCUGCUAGCUACAGAACACAUGGGCAUCAGUUACCAGGGUGGACAGGAGACCACAAUGCAGAAAAACCCUUAGCCCUAUAAGGAACCAUAAAAGCACACUGGAUGGAUUGAUGGAUGAAGACGGAAUAGAAUAGAAGAAGAGUAAUGAAAAAAGAUGGCUGUAAUGCAAAGGAAAGCAUGGCCAGUGUACAACGACUCAAUCAUUCCAUAAUAAUAGUAUCUACCACAGACAGAGCUGCAUAACCGUUAUAUCAGCCUGUAAACGAGUGACUCUUCAGUAUUAUUGGAAGUCAUGACUGGGCCCUAAUAACAGGCCAGAGUUUAUCCUGGCAUGGAAAGGAAAGAACUCCCGUCCCUAUCAUGACAUUAUUUCCCUGAGGGGAUUAAUGACCUUGAAGUACCAAGAUGUCCAACUGUUUCACGAGGACACAGUGAGAUAGCACUGAAAAACAAAUCUUACUUGGUGGUCCUAGUUUGGUGAACAAAUUAAUCGAUGUGAUGUAAAAGUUUGUAAAUGUACAGAGAUUAUGUAAUUAAAGAUUAUUAACACUGAUUUCACAAUGUUUUAAACCUGUGUCAAUGAGAUGUUUUGUUUGUCCUCCCAUCUUGUAAAACUACAUAGAUGAGGAUAGAAAGUUAUUGUUAAUCAAAUCAAAUUUUACUUAUCACAUGUCCAGAAUAGACUGUAGUCUACCGGUAUGUUGACUCCUUACACACUUAAAUACAAGCUAGUUUAUGUAGAGGUGUUUGAGGGUUCCAAGACUGAAAUGGAGGAUCCAUUCUCAGGUAAGCAUUAGAUACCCAAAACAUAAGUAAUGUUUGUUUGUCAACUUGGUAUCAAAUAGGAAAGUACAGACACACAGCACUAAAUUAAAACAGAUUUUUAUAUUAUAAUUGUACAAUUCAUUCAUUAAAAAAACCAAAGGGUAGCUAACAAACAGCCUUCCGCAUUUCAUACUGCAUCAGGAACUGGUAUGAAAAUCAAUCCAAUACGAUUGUCACAACUGACUAGUGGUGUGAUGCUCCCUCUGGCAUAAUAAUACUGACCCAUGGCUGCAUCCCAAAUGGCUACAUUCCCUAUUGUGCACUACAUAGGGUUCUGGUCAAAAGUAGUGCACUAUGUAGGGAAUAGUGGGCCAUUUGGGACACACACCCAAUCUCUUCCUUACUUUCAUUCUCAACGACAAGCCUUGAGGCAUUAAACUAACACUGUGCUUUUUAAAAGGUGUGUGCUCGGGUUCUCUUUCUCUGUGGUAGAGAUAGUUAUUACAGACAAGGCUGUGCUUUACAAUGACAUACAGUUUGUACAAAAGCAGAACUUCAUUUUGUUAGACAUCUUGUUGCAGACAAACCCCCCGAGUUAACCAACUCUAAUCUCAAACUUUUCCAUUCAAAGUCACAUACACCCAUAAUACACAAUUUAGGGCUCUAUUCAAUCUGUAAAGUUGAAGCGUGACAGAUUCCGCUAUAGAAAUGUUAAGGUAAUUUCAGAUUGAGCCGAUAUAUGCAGUGUUUACCGUGAAUUUAGUCUCCACUAAAGCAGGAACAUUGCCUUUAAAUGUAAAGCUAAACUUCCACGAUACGGAUUGAAUAGAGACCACAUGCACCAGGAAAAUGUGCAUACUCUUUCAGAAGAGUACGCUUUUUUGGAAAAUUGAAACAAAAAAUGAAUACAAAGGUUUAACAAGGCACUGGACAAGUUUGAUAGACUGGCACAUUGUUGUUGGUAGACAACAGACUAGAUGGGAAAGGGGGAUGGAGAGAGGAGGGGAAGAGAAGAGUGGUCAAGGUCCUGCUCUCCUUUACAUUU
This is a messenger RNA of Coregonus sp. 'balchen', 36843 nucleotides long. The record is from the annotation of a GenBank genome assembly. NCBI's taxonomy places the organism in Eukaryota, Metazoa, Chordata, Actinopteri, Salmoniformes, Salmonidae.